Hordeum vulgare subsp. vulgare (domesticated barley) is the source of this 2573-nucleotide messenger RNA. RefSeq lists its product as uncharacterized. The record is from RefSeq and is a predicted model, not a curated record. The coding region runs from base 204 to 2252 and encodes 682 amino acids. Lineage: Eukaryota; Viridiplantae; Streptophyta; Magnoliopsida; Poales; Poaceae. The transcript has 2 exons.
UAGUUUCAUGUUUCAGUAGUUAGCCACCUUCUUCAGUCUAUUAGUAGCAGGGAGUAUUGAGUGUCCUUUGUACUUCCUGUUUCACUGCUGGCUGGACCUUGCCUGAGUCCGAACUUGUGCCGCUCGCUGCAAUUGUGCUAUCACUUGCUGCGCCGAUCCUAUGGUAAAAAUUCAUUCCAUGCAGUGCAUGCAGGGCAAGAUCAAUGGCUGGAGGGCCUAUAGACUUCUGGAAUGCGUGGGCGGUUCAGAUCCUGGUGCUGGCGAGCCUCACUCUGCAAGUCAUCCUGCUCUUGUUAGCCGGGAUACGUCGGCGUGAAACAUCUUGGCGACUCUUCAGGUUCAUCCUCUGGAUGGCAUACCAGCUGGCUGAUGCCACUGCAAUAUAUGCUCUUGGUCACCUCUCUUUCGACGGUGCCACACGUCGCGAGCAUCGUCUCGUCGCGUUUUGGGCACCGUUUCUCUUGCUGCACCUUGGCGGCCCGGACAACAUCACCGCCUACUCACUUGAGGACAACAGACUCUGGCUGCGACACCUGGUAACUCUUGGUAUGCAGGUUGCCGGAGCUGUCUACGUCCUCUACAAGCAUUACGUCGGCACUCAGGACAUGUUCGUGCUUGCUGUCAUCUUGAUGUUCAUCGUCGGUGUUCUCAAGUACGGAGAGAGGACAGCAGCACUGAAGGGCAGCAACAUGGACAGCAUCCGGAGCUCGCUUAAGAAGGAACCACGUGCCAAAUGCCAUUUUUACCUCGAUGAAAGACCCCCCAAAGGGGGAUUCAAGGGGAAGAUGGACGAAGAAGAAUUCCUCAUGCGGCAUGCUCACUCCCUGUUCCACAUCUGCAAGCACGCAGCUGUUGAUUCGUCGGGCAGCAUGGGUGAAGACAACCGUGAGAUCAAAGUACUUGAACAUCUCACAUAUGAACAGAGGUAUGUGUUGAUGGAGUUGGAGCUCUCCCUGAUGUAUGACAUCCUCUACACCAAGGCAGCUGUCGUCCACAAUUUAUUUGGUUACUGUGUCUGCAUAGUCUCACCUGCUGCCGCCGCCGCCUCGCUUUUGGUGUUCCAGUUCAGUGGCAAAGCUGGUCACAGCAGAGUGGAUGUUCUGAUCACCUACAUCUUACUGGGCAGUGCCUUACUCCUCGAGAUGAGAUCUCUGCUGAGUGCACUUGGGUCGAGUUGGACACUCCCAUUCCUGUGUGGCACAAGAUGGAGUUGGCUUCAACAUGAAGUUCUCUGCGGAGGGGGAUGGGAUCGGCUUCGUCGUAGGAUUGUAUCUCUUCACCGGCUCAUAAAGGUCAUGGGACUAAGCACAUGGUUGAGGCCGUCAAGGAGGUGGUCGGGCACUGUGGGGCAGUAUAACAUGUUGCAUUUCUGUACUCGUCCCAGCAAAAGGAACAGCCCUCUAGUGGGUAGAUUUGCCAAAAUGCUGGGGGCCCACUCGUGGACCGUCAAGUUUCCAGAGGAGCUGAAACAAAGGUUGAUGAUGUACAUACAGGAAUUGGUGAGCGAUGGGAAAGUGAGCACACAGGGCAUUAUCAGGGAGAAAUGGGGUGAGGAGGCACUCGACGAUUGUAAUCUGCAUGACGAUGUGCUUAAACCUCUAAAAAGAAAACUAGGCGUUGAGUUCCAAGAGGGCGUCAUUAUCUGGCACCUCGCCACCGACCUCUUUCUCCUUGGCGAGAAUCGGAAGAAAGCAACGGAAGAGACCAUGGAAGAAGAAGCAUUCUAUGAGGAGUCUGUCAGGGUGAUGUCCAAUUACAUGAUGUUCCUCCUGGUGGAGCGCCCCUACAUGUUACCGGGCCUUUCUCAGAGCAAAUUGUACCGACGAACCUGUGAGAAUCUGGUCAGCAUAUGGUCCCAAGAAGGCCAAGAGCACCCAGCUCCCAGCUACGGCGACUUGUUCCGCCUGUAUGAUGGCCCCAAUUCUCGCUCCCGCUCCAGUCUGCAGUAUAGAAAGAAGCUUGCCGAGAUAGUGCAAAAAGAGAAUCCAGAUAUCACCGAUGAAGUUCCCCGUGUCCGUUAUGCAAUCCUCGUUGCCCAAGAACUCGUCAAGAAUGAAAAUGACGAGAAAGUAAAGGGCACGUACAGCUCAUUGCAGGUGCUCUUCUAUGUGUGGAGGGAUUUCCUGGUCCACGCUGCUAAUAAGUGCAGCAGGGAGUCCCAUGCCGGGAAGCUCAGCAGUGGAGGUGAGCUCACGACCAUCCUGUGGCUUCUUACCGAGCACCUCCACCAACUGGUCAAGCAUAACCGAUAACUAAAGGCGGAAGAAGCAAAACAAGGCAUUUAGCUGGCACGAAUAUUAUCACUCUCGUCCAAUUAGGAUUCCUAUUGCAUUUAUCUCAGUAUAAUGAAGCUGUGAGUCUGUACCAAAUAGUGUCCUGUCUUGUUUAUGAAUCAACCUUGGUUUUAGUUGUAAGAAAAAUGACAUAGCUGUUCUUCCAUGUAUUUGCUUGCGUAAUUGUUUAAGCUUAUUACCAAGUAUCCAUGGAUAGGGCAGAAGAGUGUAACACUUCAUUGCCUGCAUAUUCAUAUCGUGCCCAGUAAAAUGCAAUCAUUCGAUGCAGAUCUGGAACAA